Messenger RNA from Phialemonium atrogriseum, 1052 nucleotides. RefSeq lists its product as uncharacterized. The transcript is spliced from 5 exons. NCBI's taxonomy places the organism in Eukaryota, Fungi, Ascomycota, Sordariomycetes, Cephalothecales, Cephalothecaceae. The record is from RefSeq and is a predicted model, not a curated record. Bases 98 to 979 code for a protein of 293 amino acids.
GUAAGAUGCGGGGGCGAUCCUUUCAGCCAAGCUAUAAAUCCAGCAGAACCACAAUCAUUCUCUGUCAUCAUCAUUGGCAACAAUAAGCACAGAAGUCAUGACAACCAUCGCAAAGACAAUCGUUGCUACCGGCGUUUCGUCUGGUCUGGGAUUUGAAGCCGUCAAGCAGCUCCUAGGUCAAGCCCAGCCCUACAAGGUCAUACUCGGCGCCAGAGACACGGAUCGGACCCAGUCUGCGUACAAUGAUCUAGGCUUUGACACUUCCAAGCACAGCUUGGCCAUCUUGCCUCUCGAGCUCGCCAAUCUGAAGACGGUGAGGUCGUUUGCUCAGCAGACACUGGACAGGCUCGGCCAGGAUAAACUCGACUACUUGUUUCUCAACGCAGCAAUCGCCAAAGGAGCAGAGGAGCCAGGACCGCAUGGCUCGAAAUGGUGCGAGGCCCACGUCGUCAACCACCUGUCUCAGCAUUAUCUAGUCCACUUGCUGCGAGAGAAGUUAAUCUCGUCUCAAUCGCGCAUCGUUGUCGUCUCUUCUGGAGCGAUUCGUCUCGUGACAGAUCCCAGCGAGCUUGACGCGGACCUCAAAGGCGCCUCGGGAGCGGACGGGCGCAAGGUCUACAGCGAGACCAAGUUCACCCAGCUUCUGGGGGCGCUCUGGUGGAGCCGCCGGCUCGCGGGGUCGUGCAAGGUCGUGGCCGUGUCGCCCGGUCUCGUCCCCGGCACGGCUCUCGGGAGGCAUUCGGGGAUGAAACUCACCAUGGACAUGCCCGAUGCCAAACCAAUUAGCGAGGGUGCCUUGAGCCUUCUCCGUGCUUUCACGCGAGAUGACUUCCCUGCUGACCCGGAGGAGAUCUUCCUGACUAGCUGGGGCGAGUGGUGGGGGAAAGACGUGUUUGCAAAGGCACUCGACAAGGAAUUGCAGGAUAGGUGGUGCCCGAGCAAGGAGGAUAUCGAGAAGGAGGAAGGAUUGGCGGCAUAGGUUUACGCGGUCAGCACGAAAGGAGCAGCUAACCUAUGAUACACAAGACACCUGUGUUUGAUAUGAUAUUGAA